AUGCCAUCGCAGCGCCCCGAACGCUCGCUCAACGUCCUCGUCGCCCUGACCGACCCCUCGGCUUUCCGUUUUGGCUGCUCCGUCGUCGCGCGCCUACACCGCCUCCAGCAUGUUUCGCUCAAGGUGAUUGCCUGCAAUGGCUUCCCCAAAUCGGCUCACACCACGGUUCCUUCGCACCUCGAGCCUGUCUGGCAGACCUAUGACGUCGAGCACAACACAACCCCUGGGUGGCAACAUGCCGACUUCGUAGAAACAAAGGUGGCAGAGUACUGCUCAUGGGCUGACCUGCUGGUCCUUGCACCCCUCGAUGCCGAGAACAUGGCUCGCAUGCUGCACGGCUUCACCAGCAAUCUCCACCUGCAGAUACUGCGGAGCUGGGAUGUAUCCAAGAAAGUGAUGCUCAUACCCGCAAUGUCCACCCUCAUGUGGGAGAAUCCCAUGUCGAGAAAGCAGAUCAGCAAGAUUCGCAGAAAAUGGAACUGGAUCCGCGUCCUACCGCCUUUCCUGUGGUCGUUUGAUGCGGCCGGCCGAAAGUAUCAGCCCUGGGAGGGACACAAGGCCUUCAAUGAAUCCAUGCAGACACAAAUCGAUCUCAUGGCGGUUGGAGAUCGCACCAUUGCACUGCCCAUUGCCCAUCUCCCAACACUGACACGUACCCGAAGCAAAGGAGCUCAUCUCCCACCAGAGCUGUGGUCCAUUAUUCUAGAGUUCACUGAGGACUGGGAGCUCGCCACGACGCUGAAUGUGCACACAAACCUGCCAAUCCCGCCAGAGUGGCGACAAUCUGCCAGCGACGAAGGGCCCAAGACGCAGAUGCAGAAGCUCGAGUGGGCGCUGCUUACUUGUCCCUAUGCUGAAAUCAACACGUUGUUUGACUUGGAGAGCCCCACUCGCAUCUCUCGUCUUUGCAUCGAACUCAUCAUGCGCUUCGCCUUACUACGUGUUCUGGCCCACUUGGAGAACCACCACAAGGACCUCUUCUGGGGCACCUUUGGACAUGCUUUCUUGCCACACAAGGCAUCUGUGUUCGGCAAGACGGAAAUUCUCGAGUACUGGCGGACGUCGCCCACCUUUCUCACCAAAGAAUACUCUACCGAAGCCAUCGACAGUGCCAGUCGCACCAACUCGGUUCAAGCCCUGGACUGGUGGUAUGCCUCCGGCCUUCCUCUCAAAUACACCGAAGCCGCCCUCGAGCAAGCAAGCUCACAGGGCCACAUUCAGGUCCUCAAGUGGUGGAAGGAACAUAGCCGGUACCGCACAGCGCCCAUUACGCCACCCCCUCCUAGCGAGGAGAAGGAUGUCAACAAAGCCCAGCGUGAUCUACUGAAGCUCAAAGUCGGCAAAUCAAUUACCUACGCAACACAGUCGGGCUGUCUGCCCGCCAUCCACUUUUGGGUCGAGUCUGGCAUACCCUUCUCGCACGAAGACACCAUUGCCAAGAUUGCCUCCCAUCACGGACACACGCACAUUCUCGACUACUGGCGCAAACUUCGCGGCGAGAAGAUGCUUUUCGACAACCAGGUCCUCGUGGGGCCUACGAAGAUGGGGCACGCCAACGUGCUGGACUGGUGGAAACGCAGUGGACUAAGAGUAGAGUACAAGACGUGCGAUAUCGAAGAGGCGCUCGAGGACGGCGUUGAGGGAGAACGAGGGGAGAGCGUCAGGAGAUGGUGGGCGCUCAAUGGACUGAAUCUGGGGGUUGGGACGAGCGAGUGGAUGAGGGUCAAAGUUUUGGGCUCGUGGUGA
Cucurbitaria berberidis CBS 394.84 is the source of this 1746-nucleotide messenger RNA. RefSeq names its product flavo protein. Gene Ontology annotation, biological process: coenzyme A biosynthetic process. Gene Ontology annotation, cellular component: phosphopantothenoylcysteine decarboxylase complex. Gene Ontology annotation, molecular function: phosphopantothenoylcysteine decarboxylase activity; FMN binding. The transcript has a single exon. Bases 1 to 1746 code for a protein of 581 amino acids. The record is from RefSeq and is a predicted model, not a curated record. NCBI's taxonomy places the organism in Eukaryota, Fungi, Ascomycota, Dothideomycetes, Pleosporales, Cucurbitariaceae.